Molecule: messenger RNA, 3229 nt
Organism: Choloepus didactylus (southern two-toed sloth)
Lineage: Eukaryota; Metazoa; Chordata; Mammalia; Pilosa; Megalonychidae
Gene: QTRT2
Product: queuine tRNA-ribosyltransferase accessory subunit 2
Exons: 9
Coding region: 112-1359 (415 amino acids)
Molecular function (GO): tRNA-guanosine(34) queuine transglycosylase activity
Source: RefSeq, a predicted model, not a curated record
GGCCGACAGAAUUCUGCAAGCCGGCCACGUGGUAGCGAACUACGAGGAGUUUUAGGGAUCUGAAGGCCAAAAAAAUUGGGAGGUUUGCAGGACUUAGAGGAAUCGCUUGGGAUGAAGCUGAGUCUUACUAAGGUAGCUAAUGGCUGUCGCCUAGGAAAAAUAACAAACCUGGGUAAAACUGGGGACCGCACCAUGGACAUUCCAGGCUGCCUUCUUUACACCAAGACUGGCUCCGCCCCACACCUGACUGAUCAUACUCUUCAUAAUAUCCACAGAGUUCCAGCAAUGGCUCAGCUCACACUGUCAUCACUGGCAGAACAUCAUGAAGUCUUGGCAGAAUAUAAGGAAGGAGUGGGAAAGUUUAUAGGCAUGCCAGAAUCACUCUUGUACUGCUCCCUGCACGAUCCAGUCAACCCUUGCCCAGCUGGUUAUGUAACAAACAAGUCUGUGUCUGUGUGGGGUGUCGGAGGCCGAGUGGAAAUGACUGCUUCCAAGUUCAUGGCAAUUCAGCAGGCCCUUCAGCCAGACUGGUUCCAGUGCCUCUCAGAUGGAGAGGCAUCUUGCAUGGAAGCAACUUCUAUAAAAAGAGCCAGAAAGUCUGUUGACCGAUCUCUUCUGUUCCUAGAUAAUUGUCUGCGACUACGGGAAGAAUCAGAGGUCCUUCAGAAAAGUGUGAUCAUUGGAGUGAUUGAAGGUGGAGACGUGAUGGAGGAGAGGCUACGGUCAGCACGGGAGACAGCCAAGCGCCCCGUAGGUGGCUUCCUUCUGGAUGGCUUUCAAGGGAAUCCCACCACCCUGGAGACUAGACUGCACUUGCUUUCAUCAGUCACUGCGGAGCUGCCAGAGGACAAGCCAAGGCUUAUCUGUGGUGUUAGCCGGCCAGAUGAGGUGCUCGAGUGUAUUGAAAGAGGAGUGGACUUAUUCGAGAGUUUCUUUCCUUAUCAAGUGACAGAUCGGGGAUGUGCCCUGACUUUCAGCUUUGAUUACCAGCCGAAUCCUGAAGAGACAUUGCUACAACAAAAUGGGACACAAGAAGAAAUAAGAUAUCUGACUCAAACAAAGAAAGUUAAAACAACUGGAUGCACUGAAGAAAUGACAUUGUUUGAAAUUAAUCUGAAGGAAGAAAAGUACCAGGAGGACUUUGGCCCGCUGGUGAGAGGCUGUUCCUGUUACUGCUGUACAAAUCACACUCGGGCAUACAUCCACCACCUACUGGUGACCAAUGAGCUGCUGGCUGGGGUCCUCCUUAUGAUGCACAACUUUGAACACUACUUUGGAUUUUUCCACUCCAUCCGGGAAGCGCUAAAAAGUGACCGACUGGCACAGUUGAAAGAGCUCAUCUGCAGGCAAACAUCUUGAAACUUGACAAACUCAAGUCUGACUCUUAACACUGAGCCAGUGAUACUGUUAUAAGGUGGGAAGAAGAGAAGAACUGGUGUUAGCUUUAAUCAUUUAUAUUUGGGAAUAAGGUCUGCCCAAAUAAGGAAUGUCUAUACAAGCUCUGCCUUUGUGAGGCUGAAGAGAUUUCAUCUGAAGACUUAAAUGACGGGGAUUAAUCAGAGAGAACUGAACCAUGACCUUUAACAUUUCUAGGCUAACUCUUUUAGUCAAUAGAAUUCACUAGGCUAUUAAAGGCAAAGCUAUCGCUGCAAGGGGAAAGCCUCAGUGUGGGGGCGAUGAGAUCUGAGGGCCUACUGAAUUGGAUUGGGGGUUGAAAAGAGAGGACUGUCGUGAGUAGCACGACCUCUGUGGACACAUGCCUGCAGGUGGAGAAGGAAUCUGGCUGAGUUGAGAGUUUUCUUUAUAUUGACCCUUAUACUCUCAGGAGACUCUUUUGAACACUUCUGUUUUCCAAGCUGGCAGGGCAAUCAAACAGAAAUGUUCUCAUGACUUAAUAGGUCGCAUCUCUCUAGACUGUGGAACCUACCCAUUAUUCCUGUGAUCCAUUGGCCCAGGCCAUACUCCUUCAUUUGGCCAUGUGGUUUAUUUGUGACUUGUCUUCCUAGAGUUGAUGUAGUUACUUAUCAGGAACUGAAAGUUUGGUCUGCCCUUCAGCCUCAUUCAGAGUCUAACCACCUAGUAGCUGUAGCCCCAUCACUUAUGGAGAUUUAGUCUCAGUGUGUUCACUGCGCCGGUCUCUGGUCUGGCAAUUAGAGGAUCGGGUAUCAGUCCUACUCAGCUGUGAAGCCCGAGCAAAUCACUUCCCCUCUCCAUUCCUAUUUUCUCCUGAAUAAAUGGGGAUAGGAGUAGUGGAUAGGGCUAAAUGAACUUCUAAGAUUCCAUCUAGCUCUGAAUUUUAAGAAACAAAAAGUUUUAGAUUAGAGUCAUAACCUCACUUGCCUUCCUUGUUUAUUGAUCACUGUAGACCUAGUGAAAAAUGCAACAGAGCCAAGAGUGAGGCAACAGCAGAGAUAGUGAGAGACUAAAAUGUUUGGCCUGUGGAUUUUGAAGUGGUUGGUGAAUUGGCAUCAGCAGAUCCUAAGGCUGGGAAGGCAUUCCCAGGCCAUCUCUGAGUCUGUGAGUUUUCCUGCUCUUGCUAUAGGAGUGGCAUUUUGUUGAUGAUAUGUGACAGGGAUUUUUGUUUUCUUUGUGAUUUUCUAUAUUUUUCAAGUCUUCUGUAAGGAAUACAUACAUAUGCACAUGCACACACAGUUUUUGUAGAAACAACAACAAAACCAAAAAGAGACACUUGUUUUUUUAUAGGGAGGAGAAAUACAUUUGUUUUAUAUUCUUGUUUUGUAUUUUGCAGUUUGUUCAUUAUUUUAUUGGGUAUUACUGGACGUUUUAAAUUAUUAUGUGGUUACUGUGUUUUUAUGUAUUGGGAACCCAUCUAUAUGUUUACCUUUUAUUUGUGGUAGUUGUAAGUUUUGAAUUCAUGGAAAUUCCUAUAACCUCUCCUCCAGGAAUGGCUAGGGGUAUUACAUAUGGAAGAGAGAGUUUCUGUUCUCAAGGAUCUGAUUGUUUUGAAAUGUAAUUGGAUUGAGCACGUUUGUAUGUUCGUAUUUCUGCUCGAUGCCAAACCCAUGGAUUUGGAGGAGUAUCAAUAAAUAUCCCAGAUUUUAUAUAAAACUUACAAGUUUUAUUUAUGCCCAAAACACUGAAAUUCUGCCCAACUUUGUUCAGUUUCCUGGGUCUUUUUCUUAUUAGCACAUUUGAAAAAAUGUUUCUUUCCUUUAAUGUUGUAAAUCUAUUAAAGGCAAUCACUGAUGAAUGUUUUUAAUUUAAAAAA